AUGUUGGAAGACGACGGAGAAGACCAAGUCCAUGAACUUACCUUGUUGUCAUAUGCAACUGAGUUCGCAAACUCCACGUUGAAUGAUCGACGAGGUCGCAGGCUGGAGGCUGGCCAAGUGAGAGAGGCGGUGAAGGAGCUCUCUCUGCUCAGGGACAAGACCGAACAGCUCGAGGCUUCGCUGUCAGAUCGCCUGGGACAUGAGAGGGCGCUCACCAGACUUUGCUUGAAGGAGAACGACGACCCUGAUUCUCUAUUGCUGCCUGCUGGUAAAGUUGCUGAGAUUGCAGUCAAUGAGAUCUAUGGAGAUCAUGUGGCCAAUGAUGGCUCUGUGUACGACAAGAAGGGAGGAUUGAAGAGCGUCAACAACCCAGCCCCAAUCUUCGUGCCUCUACGUAAUGCAAGGACCGAUAUUUUGGGAAACAAGUUGCUUUUGCUUUUGCGAACCUCUAAGGAUCUCAUACAAAGUUGUUACAGUCUGGAGAAUGCUGAUGAGAUAGUUCAGAACAUACGGGAUGCCAACGUAUUCAGCGAAGAGGAGGCCGGGGAUCUCAACCCGUGCGAAGCGCGAGACAUCAAGACUGCAUUCAAGGGAAUCAACGGGCAGAGACUUGGCGUGGGAGCGAUGAGAGGAGGAGAACCCGAUUCAGAGGAUUCCUUGUUGGCUGCCCUCGACACCACGACCAUUCCAACAGCCCAGCAUCCACAGCCUUACCCGGACCUCCCGCGCAUCGUUCUUCACAAGGACAAGAUUCGACAAUCCGUCUUCGGCACAGAUCCUUGGGAGGAACCCAAUUUUGGAAUUCCGCAAGAUGAUGAUGAUUACAAUAUGGAUCACUAUGAAAACAGCAACAAGACGAAGGAGGACGUCUGGCUACUAGAGGGUGGUGACAUUCCGAUAAGCGACACCGAUGAUGAUGAGCCGACUCCCAAGUUCAAACAAGUGAUGGAACAGACGUGCGAAGGCUUCAAUGAGUCCCUUCAGGCCUUCUGCGACCGACAGGGCUUGGUGAAGCCAUUUCCUCUCGAAGCUUUCAAUCGCCUCCAAGACCUGAAGAUCUUGAAUAGCGCCAGGAGGAGGCUGGAGUACAUCAGGAAUCUCACGGCCUUGAAGCAAGGAUUUGAGAAUGUCCCUUGGCAUGUGAAGGAGACUUGGAGGAGGAACAAGACGGCUCGAUACGAGUUCGAACGAGCUAUAGAAGUCAAGCACUUUCGCCAGGACAUGUUUGAGAUUGGGUAUCCCGAGGAUGGUCCUAUGAGCAAAGAAGAAGCUGCAAGGAUUCUUGACCGAAGGGACCAGAGCGAGGUGUACCGCUACCUGAUCGACGAGAUCCUCCCUCUUGCUCUCAUCAGCCCAGACCCCGAGCAAGUUUUUGGGCUCAACGAGACCCUAAGAGCAAUCUUCUCCGACAAACCUCGCUUCGGAGGGCUGAACCCGGAGUUGGUGUAUCCCGAUGAUCCCGACGCUUGGCACAACGUGUUGGGGCAAGAAGAGCUCACAGGGCAGACUCAGCAUCCGCUCUACCCCCGAAACUUCUUCUACCCCAAGGGAUACUGGUCCUGUCGAAUCCCCAACUCCCAUCCUUUGCUGCCUGCAGUGAACUCACGGACUAUGCGGAAGGUCAUGGAGAAGGCCCGCACGAUGGCAGUGAAGGUCAUCGAAGAGCGAAAGAAGAAGGAGGCAGACUUGAAGGCGAUGAGCGAGCGUUUUGACAACAUAACCAAGGAUCCAGAAGUUCUGCCUGACAGUGAGGAGGCACGCAAGCUCGAGAUCUUGCUGCGAUGGAACAUCACACGCACGUCUGAGCUGAACGCGCUUGUCUUCGCUUGGAUCUUCGCUGGUUCCAACUUCACUGAAUCCGUUGAACCCCCGACUGAAGACGACGAGCGGCUGGAAGUGACCAUACCCUUAAAUCCGUAUUGGAGGGAGAACCUUACACAGCUGCUACGGGACGGAGCAGACAUCAAUCAUCACAACCCCGACAUCUUCGACUUCACCCCCAUGCAUGUCGCUUGCAGCAGAGGCAACCUCUCUGUGAUCGAGUACGUGCGGGAGCUGGGGGCAGACCUGGAGGGGAGGAGCGAAAAUGGAGGAACACCUCUUCAUCACUCAGCGUUUGACGGUCAGACUGACGUCGUCGGGAAGCUGCUGGAGCUCGGGGCGGAAGUGAACGCCUUGAACUCGUUCUCGCAGACGGCUCUGCACACCGCCUGCAUGUGCGGCCACAACGAGACGGCGGCGGUCCUGGUGGAAGCGGGGGUGGAUGUCAACGUCAGGGACAGGCAUGUGCAAAUGAGGGGAAGGGUGGUGGAUGAGAAGGGGAAGGGGAGGGGUGGCAGCGAGGGGAAUCUUGCCAUCGACCUCGUGGAGCAUCAGAUCAAUCGGAAGCCCGUGUUCUACGAGGGCUUGCCGCCGGAAUCUUCCUCCAAGGAUCAUCUCUUCUGGCUCAGAGAUUUUCUUCGCUCGAGGGAGGAGGGGAGAGGAGGCAAAGGGGAGGAGAUCAUUGACAGAAAUGGGCUGUUAUCGAUGGUAAAGAAAGAAAACUUCCUCACAAUGCCAAAGAAAAAUCUUGAACAGCCGGUUGCCAACAAGAAAAUGGAUGCUCAUACAGAUUUUUCAUGCUUCGUGUGCUAUCACGACCAUGAUCAACUUGCUUCUUCUCUCGCUGAUGAGAUGCACGCGCGGGUUGAGGUGCUGCUCUCCAAACUUGAUCGAGACAAGCGGCGACCAGCCUCUGCCCUUGCCGAGCCCGGCAGGAUGAGAAGAGGAAGAGGGCUCGGGGCGAGAGCGCGGGCAGCAUGUCGACAGUGGAUCGCUUAUGUGCGAUUGAGGCGACGAUGGCAGAGGCUGGAGAUGAACAGACGGGCACAACGUGAAGGAAGGAUGAAGGAGGAAGCGUUUAUCGUGCUGGCGGAGCAUCGGGAGCACAGCUCGAAGAUGAAGAGGUCGCGACGAGUCGAGGAGUCAGUCUCCUCCUACAGGUCUCGCCUCCUCGCCAUCCACUGCUCCAUCGCCAUGUUCGUGGCCUCCAGGAGAGCUCGGUCUACCAUGCGGCUCUUCCUCGAGAGUUGGUUCUGCGUCUCCUGCAAGCGCAAGUCUGCAGCGAUUGAUGGAGAAGCGCUCAAGACAGACUACAAGAACCAACUUCACCGCCUGCGAAAUUAUUCGUUUCAGCAGCUGCUUGCUAGAGUUCUGCGAUCCAACUUGCGAAGCUGCUUCCUCGGCUGGAGGGGGCGAAGAGGUUUUGACGGGGGGAGGAGGCGGUUGGCUGAGGAUGAGGCAGAUGAACGUCGAGUCAUGAUCAAGACCAUUCACAUCAAAAAGAGGAGGAGGAAGAGCCAAGUCUUCGACGCCUGGGCGCUGUUGGUUCAGGAGGCAGCUGCUACACUCCUGGCGGAGGCGAGGAGGGCAGAGGAGGUGGAGGAGGACCUCGAGAAUCUUCUCUCCUUCAAACCCCGCCCUCGACCAGCCACCAGCUUCCUGGUCGACUUCCUCCUCGAGGACAUGCCUGCUGCCAUGUCAGGAGCGAUCGAGCGAGGAGACGUGCUGGUAGCCAUCGAUGGCGUCAGCGAUGGCUCGGACGUCACGCUCUCCUUCCUUCGCCCUCCUGCUGCCAUCGAAUUCUCCGUGCGGCUCAGACGGCAGGCGCAGCCGAGCAGGAAGCAAGUAGCAGCUUCGACAGCAGCACAGGAGUCAGUCCUCCUCCUCACAGGCCUCCUAGGGGAGACUCUCUCGAUCACUGAGAGUCUUUACCUGAUGCUGCAGGAGGGACGAGAGGGGGAGGAUGCUCGCCUCUCCUCUCACUUCCUGCAGACGAGACAGGAGGAGAGGAUAUCAGAGCUGCAGGAGCAGAUCCUCGCGCUACAGAGAAGCAUCGAAUCUCAAGAGGCUGCGGCCAUUGUCUACCAGGGAGAGCUGCAGCAGCAGGCGAUAGAGCACAUGCAGGAGGUGGAGGAGCUGCGUGCGCAAUUGCGACAAGCGGCGAGGGAAAGGAAGAGAGAAGAACAGGAGACGGAUGUAGCAAAGCUCAUCUUGAAGAGGCUGGAGCGGGAACAGGAGGAAGUUGAAGAGGAGGAUUGGAGCCUAGGGAAAGGACGAGCGGCCUCCUGCUCCUCCUCGUCUAUAGCAAACGACCCACUGGAACUGAGCAGCAUCGGGAAUACCGAAGAGGAGGGAAACAACUUGGGCAGUGAAGCAGGAAAAAUGGAGAGCGAAGAGGAGGAGGAGGAGGAGGAGGAGGAAGAGGAGGAGAAGGAGGAGGAGGAGGAGAAGGAGGACCAGCUCCGUCAGACCUCCUUUGAGAUUGAGGAGGAGGAGACGAUGGGAGGGAAGACGGCGGCAAGAGAUCCAAGAGGAGUGCUGGUCGAGUGCUGGCAAGUUUGA
This is a messenger RNA of Guillardia theta CCMP2712, 4383 nucleotides long. RefSeq lists its product as hypothetical. Gene Ontology annotation, molecular function: protein binding. The transcript is spliced from 35 exons. Lineage: Eukaryota; Cryptophyceae; Pyrenomonadales; Geminigeraceae. Bases 1 to 4383 code for a protein of 1460 amino acids. The record is from RefSeq and is a predicted model, not a curated record.